AUGGAACUAUUUGAUAUUGAACUAGCGCAAGGAGGGGAUGUUGAGCUCAUGAUCACUGGCACGUCGGAGGUUGAUGACGGCCAGAAAAGAAGUAGCAGCCUUUCAUUCGGAGAAGAGCUAAAGGACCGGAGUAAAUCAGCCAAGUCAACUCCAAGUCGUCUCUAUAUGAUGGAGGGAUUGAAAACAACCGAGUCAUUCUCGGAGAUGUUGGAAGAUUGCUGA
Messenger RNA from Sclerotinia sclerotiorum 1980 UF-70, 222 nucleotides. RefSeq lists its product with no specific name. The record is from RefSeq and is a predicted model, not a curated record. The coding region runs from base 1 to 222 and encodes 73 amino acids. The transcript is spliced from 3 exons. NCBI's taxonomy places the organism in Eukaryota, Fungi, Ascomycota, Leotiomycetes, Helotiales, Sclerotiniaceae.